Molecule: messenger RNA, 996 nt
Organism: Ascochyta rabiei
Lineage: Eukaryota; Fungi; Ascomycota; Dothideomycetes; Pleosporales; Didymellaceae
Exons: 2
Coding region: 1-996 (331 amino acids)
Molecular function (GO): oxidoreductase activity
Source: RefSeq, a predicted model, not a curated record
AUGGAGCUCAAGAACAUCGCCAUUCUUGGACCUGGGGGAAAUGUCGGAAAUGCCAUCAUCAAUGAGCUCUCACAAGAUGGUCAACGCUUCAACAUCACAGCCAUAACGCGGCCCACCUCGACUUAUGUUCCAUCAAAGCCUUUCAACAUCACCCACAAGACCACGGACUACACUUCUUUAUCGGCCCUCAUCCAGGCAUUCACCGGCCAAGAUACAAUUGUGAACUGCAUCACCGGCGGUGCCACUCAAUACGACCAAUCAAAGCUCAUCAUCGAUGCUGCUGUAGCAGCAGGGGUAAAGUACUUCUUCGCGAACGAAUUUGUCGGACACGUUACGAGUCCACAGUAUCGCCGUAUGCCAGAAGCUUACAUCGGUGCGAAGUUCAGAAUUCGAGAUUAUCUGGGAGAGCUCGCUGCGGCAGGAAGAAUCACCUGGACAAGUCUGAACGGCGGACCGUUCUUCGACUUGUGGCUCAUGAAAGGGCCUGCUGGGUUUGACAUUGCGACUCGGCAGGCGCGGAUCUAUGGGACGGGAAACAACCCGCUGUUCUGGACGCCAUUGCCAACCAUUGCACGAGCUGCAGGGAACAUGUUAAGGAGCCCAGAUGCUGUUGCGAAUCGACCAGUCUACAUAUGUCCUUUCGCUAAGGGCGAGCUUACCCAGAACACACUUUUGGCUGCUCUCCAGUCUGCUCUGGACAGUGAGUUUACAAUUGAGACUGUCGAUGUGGCAAAGAUCAACAAACACGCAAUAAUCGCAUUGGAAAGAGGGGAGGAAGGAAAAGCUAUGAAAGGCUUGGCAGUCAGCAACCAGUUCUACGAAGAAGAUAGCGGGGGCGAUUUCAGUCACCUGACAGAGAACGACCUUGUGGGUGUAGAGAUGACGAGCGUGGAAGAAGCGGUCCGAGAUGCCCUUGCAAAAUGGGGUCGGGAUUGUCCGGUUGUGGAGGGCAUGUUCAGAGUCGAGGCUUGCGAGAUCUCAGAAGGAGAAAGAUAA